This is a messenger RNA of Amoebophrya sp. A25, 3208 nucleotides long. NCBI's taxonomy places the organism in Eukaryota, Dinophyceae, Syndiniales, Amoebophryaceae. The record is from the annotation of a GenBank genome assembly.
GGCCUUCGGGCAAUUUCUCUCUAUCAAACGGGGUUUUAGAAGGGCUUGAGAGAUUCGGCGAUCGGCUAUCGUCUAACCGUGAGGCUAGCUCACUUCAAAAUGCCUGGAUCGUUGUCGGCUCGUGGUCAUUCUGCUCGUCGUGGGAACAUCUGGACCCUCGAGGAAGCUCGGAUUUCGUCGUGCAGUCCUGCCUCGAUCCAAGGACCCAUGAAUGGUCCGACCGGUCGCGCAUUGCACUGCGUCAACAACAACACUCUCAUGAAGAUUCUGAAGGUCUCUCUCCAAGGGAGGAUCACGGUACUUUCAUGCUUCAUAUCUUGUUUAUUCACACCUUCUUUUGAGCUGAUGACGAAACGCAAUGCAGGAAACUUGCUCAUUAGGUCAGAUUAUGCGUAACCUGAAAUGCUUACCAGCAGUACCUAGAGUAUACCAACAAGAUCGUACAUAUUCUGAGUCCAAUGAAAGCUCUCCGUCGAACUCUCCUCAAGAUUUCAACCCUUUCAAAGACGUUUGAUUAUCUCACUUUCACACUUCAGGACGGAACUCUGAACCUCAAGUGUCCGGGUCGUGCUCGUAAAGCACUCGUGACCGCGGUUGUUAGCGGAUAUCCAGACGCCACCUCGGUCGAGAAUAUGCCUCGUAACGGCAACAGCAUCUGCGAGAUCGUGCAUGAAGCUACGGGGCAAAUGACUGCGACAUACGAUCAAUCCUGGGAGAAGGUAAAACAGAGGACGAAGUCAAAAAAUCUGUCUUGGCUGAAACUCUUGCUGUUUGGGGCAUGUAUUGAAAACGUUCGACGCAAAGCGUCUGAAUCCAAGAUGUAAGCAUAGCAUGACACUCGGUUGAUGUUGAAUGUGGGAAGUCAGAGCCGAUCUGUAAGGCAGGGCUUCCUUGUACAGACAUGAAUGACACACUUUCACUGAUCUCUGUCAUCUUCCUCAGGCGCUGGAUAUCCUGACAAGUCUGGCUGGUUCUUCGGAGUUCUCGGUGUGGAAGCGAUGGUAUUUUCAGGUGUUGAAGAACACGCCGAAUUUCACGAGUCUAAGUGACUCCGAUUUCGAAGUCAAAUGGGAUGACUUUAUCGAGCGGAAUCCUCUACCGCGAGAACUCCCAACACCAGUGGGAAUGGGAACCAGUCCCGACCCACGAUACCACAAGCGAACCACUGGAGAAGGAAGUAGGGGUCGUGGAUUUGCUAAGACCCGAGGUAACAGCUAUCCGUUUUCAUCUGUUGUCUCCGAUGUUGGAAAGAAAGGAACCUUUGUUGUUUUUCGGAUGCUCGAGUGUGGAUGUAGAUUCUCCAAGAACUGUUGAAGAUUCAUGAGCAACCAUCUCAGUUUCGUCAUCCUCUCUGUCAUCGUCCGUUCAUAAUCCCAGGCUCUUCGCGACGCAACACCAGCAGCGUUUUUGCUGCCUUGUCAGGCUCUAGCAAUCGCCGCAGAACGGACAGGCGGUCAAGCAGUGUGCUUGUUGUUGCACGUCCUCACCGGCAUAGAUCUCGCGCAGAUCGUGAGGAGGAGGCGCAGGCAAUCGAAGACGCCUCGCAGCAGACGAGAGACGAGGACGUGGAGAUGGGGAAUUCGGAAGAAGGUUCAGAUGACAUCAGCAACUUUGACGACAGAUCUCGGGAUGACGACGAACACAGCGGUACUUUCCCCUUGUGUAAGUGCAUUCACUCGUGUGUGUCUUGUUUUAAUAUUCCAUAUGACGUUCACGAUCCUCCUUGCCAUUUCCCAUCCACUCCUCACAUCAUUCAUUCUCGCAAACCGCAGGCUCUUCGUCGCCGUCGAAUCCUGGAGACGACCUCCCGCCACGGAAGCGUCCGAAGAUUGACGCUGAGGCACUUCAUCGUGCAUACCCCAACGCUUCUGCGACAAGCCUGCGCGAGCCUCCGGUGACUUAUGCAGGUACUCUGACUUAUACAGAUUGCAACUAUGUGGCAUUCUUCACCGUGUAGUCUCUCUGCGUGUGGUUCUCUGUUAGUGCAUGACAUUGAUACACUGUCACACAACUCUCCACGUAUUCGAUCAAGAAAGACGGUCUCUCGUCAUCUCUUCCAACCAUAUCGCCAGGUCUCCCGCACGGCAAGCGACCAGCGCGCCGCUUGAAGAAGCGGGUCUACAACGAGCGGGAUCCGGCCAAGUAUACCAAGAAGCGCUCGGAGAAGAGCACUCCUGCUCUACCGAAGAAGCAGCGCAAGGCUGACGCCUUUGUGGACAGGUCAUCCAGCAAGCAGACGAAGAAAGAGGAUAACACUAGGAAGAAGACGAAGAAGAGCGAUCCGAAGACCAAGAAGAGGUCUUCCUACAAGAAGCCUUCGCGUCUGCGUGAUGAGCCCAUUGUUCAUGCGGAUUCUCGAAGCGAGAAGCAAGCAGCGAAGCGUGGAGGAGAUUCGACGCUCAGCCAGCGCUGGGGCUACAACGACAUGAAGGCGUCCAAGUGGAGAAGAACGCCAGCUGGUCCACAGAAGUCGACACCAGUCAAGAAGAAGAACUGGGUCGACGUCGAGGCGAUGGUGGGUGGAUCGAAAGCCCCAUCCACGAAGAAGCGGACGCUUCUGGGAGAGAAACUGACGAAGGAGACGGACGAUGUGGUCGAGGACCUCGAACACGGCGUCUUCUCGGAGGAAGAGGUCGAGAGAUCACGAUCGUCUGUCCGCGCAGCAAUCAGCUUCAGCUCUGACGAAACCGAUCGCUCCGCGGAGCCGGAAGAAGAGGUCUGCCCCACCGAAGACCAGACUCCGACCGACGAUUCGGAAUGGCUGCCACCUCCUAAGAAAGACGGCGGAAAGUAGGUGAGCGGAUGGGGAGUGUAGGUGGGGGACUUUUUCUGUCCGGCCGUGCACAGCUCCGGUAGAAGAUGGGGAAGUAGAUGUACGGUGUGGGUUGUGUAUCUCAGAUUCAGAAUGGCUUUUCUAUAUGCAAGAACAUGUAAUUUGCUCUCCGUUCUGGAUAAUGAUGGAAUUGAUGAUACACUGGACAUCUUCUACCGGAGACAAAAUGAACACUGUUUUUUUUGAAGGGUCCUUUGGAGUUGUGGCGUAAGCUCAACACAGUCACACACAGUCACACACAGCUUGCACACAAUAUGCGCCACUUCUCCAUUGGACUCCGCCUGAUGUGUCUGAGAUGAAUGACCUCUCAAGUCCUAAACACGACAAAUGUCUCAGAUGCGUCAGGCGUUUCGCAGAUAUGUACAGAAAAAGUGA